GUGUAAGCACUGGGAAUAGACGCAGACUGGCUCAUUGCUAGAAAGCCGCUGAACGCCCUUGGACGGCCACCGCUACAUCCCGCCAUGGGCUACAGGAUAGCCACCGGUCUGGAAGGGUUGGGUUUUGACGGACUCAACCUAAGCUUCGCUGGAUUAGGCAUCAGCAUUCCUUGCACGGCGGGAGGCGCUGGUGACGCCGAUGGCGGCAUUCCAGUGUCUUGCUGUCACAUUCUCGAACGGCUAUCCGCAUGGAAUCGCUUCCUCUGGCACGUCGGCUUGCAGCUGCGAGAGCUCACGGCACCUGGAGAACUGUCCCUUGUGCGGGUCGUCCACUGGGGCAGCGGCGGACUCCAGCAAGAAGUGCGCAGUCGCGACGCACGGUUUCUCUUCUACCUGCUCUUGGUGCGGCAUUGUUGCGUCGUGAGCGUUCACCUCGACGAAGUCAUCUGCGAAGGAAGUGGGCUCGGCGAGUACCGAGAGCAAGUCGUCUCGGCGCUUCAGCAAAACACAAGUCUGAGGGCGUUGACCCUCGGUGGCCUAUUCGGUGACUACAGGUGCAUUCGGGAGGACAUGUUCAAGGCGAUGGCAACUAUGACGAACCUGCGAGAACUGGGCAUCUCGGGCACCGGUGCAAUGCCCUCAGACCUACUGGACGCGAUUUGUCCGCUCCUGGUGGACACGAUGAGUCUGACCACUCUCUCGCUGCCGGGACUCGUUUUUGGCGCGGAAGACGGGCGGCGCCUCCUCGACGCGCUUCGGCACAACGACACAAUCGCGAACCUGUCCUUGCACGGCAGCAUUGUUCAUUCGUAUCUACCAAACGGAGUGUCCAGGUUCUCCCGUUUUCUGAGCACCAGUAUUCGGCUGUGCUCUCUGAGCGUGGACGGUGUGCAUUCGGAUGCAGCAAACACGUACAACGAGCUAGCAUGCAUGACCACAGCGCUCGUCGUUUGCGGCAUGCUCUCCAAGCUGAAACUUGCCGGCUUCCUUCUGAACGCCGACUGCGCGAGCCUGUUUGCCAGUCUCGUGUCUCGGAAGGGCGGGCUCCUCGCACACCUCGACAUUAGCGGCUGCCACUGGAGAGCGGAGUUGUGGCCUCGGGUCGGCGCUAGACAGAUGCACUUGGAACAACCAGGUCCCGCCUUCUACAAACCCAUUUGUCCCUGGCUUCAGGGGUUUGACAGUACGCGGGUGGAACUCUCGUUUCUCGCGCUCAGCUUCGCGGGACUCACGCCAGAGGACCUCGGAGCCCUCUUAAACACCGCUGCCACCGUUGAAUCCCUCGGGACCAUCUCGGUCAGUAACGUGUCAAUGUGCGAACUCAAGGAAGUUUGCCAAGUCAUCCGGGAGAGCGGAACGAGCGACCGAGUCCGUAUAGAAGGCGAAUACAUUGUCGACUCGGCGGUACUAAAUAUGCUCCAGGAGUUUCCAGAACGGUUACGCCACGUGGUCAUCAGUUCGUUCAGCGAGCCGAGGCCGGAGGCUUUCGGAAACGCUGUUCAGCUGGCGUGCUCCUGGUACCAGCUGACUACGCUCAGGCUGCUCCUGACGCAGAGUGUUCUAAGCGAUGUCGCCACGGUGCGCUUGUUGAGCGAGUGCUUGAGCACUACUACCGGGUUAACGGAGCUCGAGCUGAGUGGAUGUUACAAGACAGACCUCAGCCGCUCUCUUCGAGCAGCAGACAACACUCACAGCGUUCUUCUCGAGGCUAUCUUUGACAACCCGGGCGUCCGAGUGCUGCAAAUCACCGGGUUCCGUCUAGGCCGGGCCAACUUGUGGUUCCUGGCUGACGAGGUGGUCACCAGCGAGACGCUGUGCGAAGUCUCCUUCGCAUCCUGUGACAUAUUUGAGAACGAAACGUUUCUUCAGUUCCUCGCUGCAGACUUCCGCGAGAACAAGUUGAUCUUGCGAUUGCAAGUUUUGGAAUCUGUGGACGAAGAAACGCGAGACGAGCGGUUUGUCCUCGAAGAUCUUCUCAGUCGCAACAUAGGAUACGUCACGUGUGCGGCACACUUUAUAGUCAAUCGCGUCCACUUGGCGCGCUGCGCUGAAGCCUACGCGACCGUAUCGCACAGCGCAGCCCUGAAUGAAAAAAUCCAGCAGCUCACGUCCGUGAAAGAUGCCGAAGCGAAGAGCAUGAUCCGAAGCAUCCUGGAGUAGUCGCGAACCAUUCUAAGGAAUUUUUUGGAUGUUGUGAUUUUUAGCAAGUGUCGCGUGUAGUAUCAGACAAAGAGGGCCGCUGCGUUCUCUGCUAUACUAUGUUUCCUCAUUAUUCAAUCGUUUAACAUUUGAUUGUCUUGUUCCGCGUUUACGUGUGCAUGUCCUCAUCUGCCUAUUGGUACUAUCCUUGAGUGAGUGGUACGUUGCGUAUUCAGCGCUGUGGUCUUCGACAAUUAACAACUAUCUGCUCUUCCAUUCCAUCAACCUGCUUUUCUACGAAGAUGAGUUCGCCACUAGUUUUAUAUUUUAGUCUCAUAGGAGUCUAUUAUUAGCAAUGUUACCCAUGUUCAUUGCUAUAUUACCGGUUUGCCUGUU
Messenger RNA from Dermacentor silvarum, 2535 nucleotides. RefSeq lists its product as uncharacterized. The transcript has 2 exons. Bases 85 to 2160 code for a protein of 691 amino acids. The record is from RefSeq and is a predicted model, not a curated record. Lineage: Eukaryota; Metazoa; Arthropoda; Arachnida; Ixodida; Ixodidae.